Molecule: messenger RNA, 9315 nt
Organism: Pistacia vera
Lineage: Eukaryota; Viridiplantae; Streptophyta; Magnoliopsida; Sapindales; Anacardiaceae
Product: serine/threonine-protein kinase ATM
Biological process (GO): DNA repair
Molecular function (GO): protein binding; protein serine/threonine kinase activity
Source: RefSeq, a predicted model, not a curated record
AUGAUCACGUCAAGGGACCUUCAAGAGAUUGUUGAUAAGCUCUCCUCCGAUAAGGCCAAAGCGAGAGAGGAAGGAGUGAAGUUGUUGUGUACAUGGUUAGAAGGAGAAAGAUCGAUCACGUUCUGCAAAUUUCUUGGAAAGAAUACUGCAAAGUUGGAACCGAAUGAUAUUCCUCGCUCUGAUACAUGGCCAUUUCUUAUUAAAUUGCUCACUAAUUGCGUAACACUGGAAUUAUCUAUGAGCAAACGGCGACCACCCAAGAUUAUUCUGGCUAAAACUCUUCGAACUGUCAUCCAACGAGCUGAAGAUGCCAAGUUUUCAGGAAAGGUGUUGCCUCUAUUAUCUGUGGUUAAAACACUUUUUAGUCAUGUAUUCGAUGUGUUAAGCAAUGUUCCAAGUUUUCAGUCGGAAUAUGGAAUUAUACUUCGAGAUCUUUUGGCAGUUAGAGGUUAUUGUUUUCACAUGAGGAAGCGCAUUUACAGCAACCUAAUGCUUCUAUACAUGGAGAAGGUAGAAUUAAACCUUGAAGAGAAAAGUAAUAGUCAAUAUAAUCAGAAAGAGGAGGUCUUUCGCUGCAUCUUGACUCUCCAGUCGCUUUUAGAAAAUCCCCCUGGAGAUUUUCCAGAAACUCUUAGGGAAGAUAUUGUUAAGGGUUUUAUCCGGAUAUUUUCUUUUGUAAGGGAUGAGGGGAAGAUUUCACGGAAGCUUAUGGAGUGUGUUAAUACCUAUUUGUUAAAGGAUGGACCAAAUUUGGGUUGUCAAUCUUUGGAGAUCCAUGAUGCCAUGCAGCAUUUUGUUUAUCGCUGUUGGCUUACAACGCAUGAUCGUGGUCUUAAGGAUGCUCUUAUUGUUUAUGCUAGGCUACAGCUGAACUUAACUAGAGGUGCUGCUGAAGCAAGUUCUCUGGUUGAACAACUUCUGGAUGUUGUAUGUAAGGAACUAGAUCAAAGCAGUUUACCGAGUGCUGGUGUGUCGAGGAAUGAUGGUACCAAGGAUGAUAAGUUUGGAACUCUCAAUAGCUCUCAAUGUGGUUUGGUGGAGCUUGCGGCACUUGUAUUUUAUCGGGCAUGUGUUAAUAUGACUAAAGCACCAUCAGUUGAAAAACGGGUUAGGAGGGAGCAUGCUUCUCACCUUCUAAAGGAGGCCCUCAUUAGAGGAAAAUGGUUAUGGCAUGCUGUUUUUCGCUGUCUCAUCUGUAAUUACUACACUCGCAUUAAUGAGGACCUUUUUAUCUACUGGUUUGAGGGCAUUUACACAAACUUCGAAAGAAUUUUGAAUGAUGCAAACAUGAGGCAUGCUUAUGAUGGUUUGUUAUGGACCUUGCGGAGUUUGCAGGAACUGUCUUCUGCAUUGUUGCUUCCAAAUUCACCAGUGGAGAUUCCAUCAAGGUCAUCGUUUUCCCCUAAUAAGUUUGAUUCUGGUUGGCAAAUGAUAUGGAACUGUCUGAUGCAUGGGUUACCAAUAUUCAGCAAUCUAACCGCAAUUGUGGAUGCUGCUUUGGUGCUCCUUGGACGCAUUGUUUCUCGUGAUUCAAUAAAUACAUAUUUCAUACCCCAAGAUGUAUGGGAUCUCCAGUUAUUCAAACAAAUGCCAUCAAUGUCUGUUUUGUACUUCACUGCAUGCUAUUUUUCACGUAAAGGUUCUCAGGGUGACCAUCGAGACAUUUUUCAUCUGAGGAAAAAUCUAUUAAGAGCAACCUUGGGUUUUUUUGACUGCAAGGAGGAUUCCAUAUUGAAUGAAUGCUUGGUAUUGUUGUUACCAGCAGCUGUUUAUGCUCUUUGUGCUGGUUGUUCUCCUUUUACAAAUUGCUAUAGAGGGAAUUUCCUGUCAUACUCUUUUCUAGAUGUUACUGACACUGGAGAUGAUAAGGUUAAGAUUGAUGAACGUGAGCACAAAAGGCAGCUUGAACUUUUUGAAUGCUUUGUGGAAGUUCUUGCAAAAAUUGAUUUGGAUUCUAGUUCUAAGGCUUCCUCAUCUCACUGCCAUCAGAGUAUACGUCUUCCCCAACAGCUGAGAGAUCCACUUCUGCAUGAAAUGGAGACUUAUGUUCUUGGAGCUGUAUUAAAUAAGGAUACUGAAAAGAAGCCUCUAUCAGAGGUCUUCUUUAUGUGUGCUUUACUGUCUAAUUUUAUGUAUGGCUUAUUUUUAACAAGGAAAAGAGAGGUUUCUUUGUUUCUCUCUAAAGUGGGUCAGUACUUAUUAGAAUUGAUAGAUCAUUCCGUUGAUUUAAUCCAAGAAAGCUACAAUGAUGUUCAAUCUCUUUGUUGUUUUGGCUCAAACUCUGAUUUUAAUGAAAGAAGCUCCCUUGUAUCUUCAAUUAGAAGCUUUAUCUGCUCUACUGUUUUUGUUGAAUGGAGAGAUCAAGAUGUUCUAGAUGCUACACUUUAUGAUGGACUGAUUAAGGCCAUUGAGAGGGUUUUAAGGGCUCUGGCCAGACUGUAUGAAAAAUACUCUGACUGCAUAAGUAAUAUUCAGUCUGAGACGAUGCUUUCGGAAGUAUCUGUAUCUGACACACCACUGCAAGUUUCUUGCCAACUAAAUAGCAAUAAAAGUAGGAUUGUGGACAUGGAGUUGGAUGUGAAUGAGGAUACAAAAAACGUGGAUAUUUUGACUGUCAAUGGGAAUUUUGCCACUGGAAUGUCCUAUUCAGCAGUGAAGUGGAAGUUGGACAUAAUUUCUCUAAUUUCAGCAUUUUUCUCAGUUUUACAUGUUACAUGGGAUAUUCUCUUUGAGCUCAUGGAGAAAGAGUGCAGCCCUGAGGUUCGUGAGAAGAUUCUUUACUAUCUUUGUCAGCAUCCCAACUGGUCCUCUUCUACAAAAAUUACAGACUUGGUUAAUAUAAUGGAUAACAUGAUCAAGAUGCAAGUGGGUCUUAAGCUUGAUUGUGUUCAUAUAUUGAUUGCUAUUCAUGGCCUUCUGGGUUCCUUGCUAUUGUUGGAGACUGCUGAAAGGGAUAAAAAAUAUGCUGGCCAAUCUUUUAGGGAAAGGGUGCCUGAACAGUGCUUGAUACAUCUUGGGGAUCUGUGAGCAAAGUUGCUGAAUUUGUCUUCCGACUGGUCUGGACGGGUUAAGCGGAUUGAUUGUAUAUUUGAUUUUAUUUCACUCACUCCUCAUAUUGGUCAGUCAAUGAUUGAGAGAAUACUUUUGAUGCUUCAAGAUCCUGAUUAUCGAGUUAGGUUAUUUCUGGCCAGAAGAAUUGGUGUUCUGUUCCAAACUUGGGAUGGCCAUGAGGAGCUUUUCCAGGAUAUAUGUAACAAUUUUGGUGCUAUUCUGGUUGUUCGCUCAAAAGAAAAACUCGUCACUGCAAAGGAAGCCUUAGCUGCUGGUCCGCAGCCUCGCCCCAGAAUGGAGACAAUUAUUAUUAGUCUUAUGUAUCUUGCUUUGCACAGUGAUAGAAUAGAGCUGGAGGCUGUUUUCAUGAUGUGUGUUGUGUCUGCUAUUGAUCCUUGCCAGAGGGAAUUGGUGAAUGUGGCACUUGAUAAUCUAUCCCAAAAGCUCCAGUAUGCAACUAGGUGGAAGUACUUGGAGGAAAUCUUGGGUUCAAUCCUCUUUUGCUGGGUUGCUUGUGGUGUUAGUUUAGUUGCACUGGUUGAGAUUCGACAAGUUUUCGUAUCAGAUGCUGAAGCUAGUUAUUUUAUGCAAUAUUGUUGCCAUUGGCUUCUUCCAACUCUUGUUUUGCAUGGGGACAACUCCAACCUGAAGUGGGUAGCUGAGAUUGCUGGUCAACCUCUUGCAGGACUGGUCAAAAAUCACUUUGUGCCAAUCUUUUCAGUUAGUAUGGCUUUGCACUGCAGUGAGAGAUCUGGAAAUGGAAUGGCAGCAAUGGUUCUUCAGAGUUCUAUUUUGCAUUUGGCUGAAAUUUCUGAGAAUGAAAGAGACAAACUGAUAAAGAAACAUAUGGUAUCAAUUGUCAGCCAUAUUCUAUCUCUUGCCUCUAGUGCAUCAUACCCUGCAGUCCCUUUCUUUUCAAGGGAUACAAUCAUUCGUGCCAUCCAAACAGUUGUCGAUGGAUUUUUGGAAAUGGAUGAUUCUGCUAGAAGUGCUGGUGUCGUUGACAAAAUCAACAUAUUUCGCCCUGAUAGAGUUUUCAUGUUUAUAGUGGAAAUGCAUUACAAAAUUGCUGCAGCAGUUCAUCACAGGCAUAAAUGUCAUCGAUUGGCUGGGAUUGAGGUGCUUAUAAAUAUUCUUGGGCAUAGAGCUGCUGUUUCAAGCACUUCCAAUUAUCUUUUCAAUUUGAUUGGCCAAUAUAUUGGUUGUCAUGCUUUACAAGACCAGUGUUGCCGUAUCAUUUCUGCUUUGCUAAAAGCUUUCAAAAGUAACCCAUCCAAAGAAAUUAUUUAUGUGCUAGGUGAACAACUUCAGUUUUUGGUAUCAAAGUUGGUUGCAUGCUGCAUUCCUUCUGAAGCUAGUGCAGAACCUUCUGGGUCAAGAUCAUCCCAAGUUUUAUCUUUGCUCCUCCAGCUAACAGUGGAUUCUGAUCCAUCUCUUUAUGAUUAUAUCAGAGAAUUAGAACCCUUCCCUGAAAUAGACACUUUUGAUAGAAUACGAAAUUUCCACGAGGAAUUAUGCCAGGCCUAUUCUGCAAGAGACCACUUAUUGAAGUUUGUGAAGAGAUCUUGCUACCUUCCAUCAAGAUUCCUUUCCUGGAGUCUUCAAGCUCUGCACAAGAAACUACUUAUGAAUGAGACUUCUCAGAGGGAAAAGAAAGCUGAAGAUGUUGUGGAUUGGCAUUCUGACCAUGAAAUUGUACAUGCAGUCUGGACACUUGUUCGCAUGUGUGGCUCAGAUGAUGCUAAUAGUAUUAGAGCAUUGGUAUCUGACUUUGUAUCUAUGGUUGGCAUUGGGGACCCACAUUGUGUUGUUUUCCAUUUGCCUAGAGACUCUGGUCACAUGCAUUCAAGUCAAUCCAUUAAUAAUGGUAGUACUACUGAAAUCAACUUUCACACGGAUGCUGGUAUAUCUGAAGAACUUCUAAUCUCGCUGUUGAAAGUUUUGAAGAAAUAUCUUAUGGAUGAUUCUGUUGAAAUAGUAGAUAUGACAUCACAAACUCUUCGGGGAAUACUUUCAACCGAAAGGGGUCAAAGAGCUAUAAUGCGCUUUGAUUCUUAUGAGAGUUCCCUUCUUGAGGUCCACUCAAAGGGUGUCGACAUUGACCUGGUGGAGAAGUUCCUAUUGGAUCUAGAAAGGAAGUCUAAAGUUGAUGUACUUUCGUUGGAGAAUUCCGCUGUAUGGGAGACAAAUGAUAAAAGUUUUGAGAUGUGGAUUUGUCCCCUUGUACACUCACUGAUUGGCUACUGUGAUGAUGUGAUACUAAGAUUAUGUCAAGAUAUUGUAUUGCUCAAAGCUGAAGUUGCCGAGCUUCUCUUGCCAACUGUGUUUGUCAAUUUAGGUGGAAGGAAGGAUAUAGAUGUUGAUCUACACAAACUAAUUUCCUUGCAGGUGCAGGAACAUAUAUUGACGGGAGCUAAUAAAUUGAUAAAAUCAACUCAAGUUUUUCUGAAUGCCCUCAAUGAACUUCGGUUAUGUCAUGUCAUGGAAAGAUCUUCUUUAGUACCAGUGAAACGAGAAAGUUCUAAGUAUUCUAAGCCUUCUAGCUGUGGUUCAAAAUCCCAUUCCACCUCAAAAAAGGUUAGAGAUGGGGCAGCAUCAUCAAAUGUGGCUAACAUAACAUCUUUGUGGGACAAGGUUUAUUGGCUUUCAAUUGAUUAUCUUGUUGUUGCCAAGUCAGCAGUCAUUUCUGGCUCGUAUUUUACUGCUUUGAUGUAUGUGGAGCAUUGGUGUGAAGAGCAUUUCAAGAUUCUCACACUGGGGAGACCAGAUUUUUCCCAUCUUGAGACGUUACCGCAUCAUGUUGAAAUACUUGUCUCAGCAAUCACUCAAAUCAACGAACCUGACAGCUUAUAUGGGGUCAUCCAGUCACACAAGCUGUCUUCUCAAAUUGUUACCUUAGAGCACGAGGGAAAUUGGAGCAAGGCCCUUGAAUAUUAUGAGUUACAAGUACGAUCUGAUUCCAUGGUGCAAUUUGAUGGUGGAUCUAGAGCCUUGUCACCACUUAUGCAACCAACAAUGCAUUUGUCUCUAUCAGAAAAUGAUGUGAAGGAGAGGAAACCUUACAAAGGGCUGAUUAGAUCUUUGCAGCAAAUCGGUUGUAUGCAUGUGCUGGAUAUGUAUUGCCAAGGGUUGACUUCUCGGAAGGGCCAGUUUCAGCACGACCUCGAGUUCACUGAAUUGCAGUAUGAGGCAGCAUGGCGUGCAGGAAACUGGGAUUUCUCUUUAGUUUACGAUGGAGCCAAUUCUUCUUCUUCAGGUCAACAGAUUAAAAUCAACCAUUUCAAUGAAAAUUUGCACAGUUGCUUGAGGGCAUUUCAAGAAGGUGAUUCUGCUGAUUUUUUUGGAAAGCUAAGGGAUUCAAAGCAGGAGCUUGUAUUGUCCGUCUCUCAUGCAAGUGAGGAAAGCACCGAGUAUAUCUACUCAACAAUUAUUAAACUUCAGAUUCUUUAUCAUCUUGGUGUAGCUUGGGAUAUCCGAUGGAAACGUUCAAGUGAAAGAAUAAAAUUCUAUCCUGAGAAGCAAAAAAUAAUUUCAGAACCUGUAAUUCCUACUAUGAACCAGUUGUCAUGGCUGAAUAUGGACUGGAGCUCAAUUUUGGACCGAACACAAUUACAUAUGAACCUGUUAGAACCAUUCACAGCAUUCAGGCGAGUGCUACUUCAAAUUUUGGGCUGUAAGGAGUGUACCAUGCAACACCUAUUGCAAUCAGCAUCCGCUCUUCGUAAGAGCUCGAGGUUUUCUCUAGCAGCUGCUGCUUUGCAUGAGUUUAAGUUACUUUGCAUAGGACCUGGCGAACAAUAUUCAACUUUAUAUGGGCUUGGGAGGAUUGAAGAAGCAAAGCUAUUGCGCGCCCAAGACCAGCAUGAGAUGGCCAUCAAUCUUGCAAAGUACAUAUCAGAAAAUUACCAAUUAAAUGAAGAAGCUCCAGAUGUACAUCGCUUGGUUGGAAAGUGGCUAGCGGAAACUAGAUCUAGCAACUCAAGAACUAUUUUAGAGAAGUACCUGAAACAUGCAGUUUCACUUGCUGAGGGUCAGAGCACCACAAACAAGAAGUCUAUUGAAAGACAAUGUCAAACUCAUUUUCAUCUUGCACACUAUGCAGAUGCUUUAUUCAGGAGUUCUGAGGAAAGACUGACAUCAAAUGAAUGGCAAGCAGCAAUGCGAUUAAGGAAGCACAAGACGAGGGAGCUGGAAGCACUUAUUAGACGGCUAAAAAGUUCAAAGGGAGACAAAAUUGACUACUCAGUAAAAAUACAAGAGUUGCAAAAGCAACUGACAAUGGACAAGGAAGAGGCUGAAAAAUUGCUGGAUGACAGGGACAAUUUUCUUGGCCUAGCAUUGGAGGGAUAUAAACGCUGUUUGGUAAUUGGUGACAAAUAUGAUGUGAGAGUGGUUUUUCGUUUAGUGUCCUUAUGGUUCAGUCUCUCUUCUAGACAAAAUGUCAUAACUAGCAUGCUUCACACAAUUGAUGAGGUUCAGUCUUAUAAAUUUAUACCACGGGUGUACCAAAUUGCUUCAAGGAUGGGGAGUUCAAAGGAUGGUCCAGGGCCUCAAAAUUUUCAGUAUAAAUCACAUUGUUUUGCUUUGGUUUCUCUUGUGAAGAAGAUGUCCAACCACCCAUACCAUACCUCUUCAGGUAUUUUACUUCUAGCUCUAGCAAACGGUGAUCGAAUUAAGGCACAACACGAAGUAAAACUCUUUUGUGUGGAUAUGGAUAAAAAGCUUGCAGCAGAAAAUCUCUUGGAAGAGUUAUCCUAUCACGGACCUAUAAUCGACAAGUAAUUUUCCAUGAAACAAAUGGUGGAUAUUUAUAUCAAGCUUGCAGAGCUUGAAACAAGGAGAGAGGAUACUAAUAAACGGAUUACAUUACCAAGAGAAAUUCGCAGUCUUCGGCAGCUGGAACUUGUACCUGUAGUAACUGCAACUGUUCCUGUUGACCGUACCUGCCAAUAUAAUGAAGGCUCUUUCCCACACUUCAAAGGAUUAGCUGAUUCAAUAACGGUUAUGAAUGGUAUAAAUGCUCCAAAGGUGGUUGAGUGUUUUGAUUCGGAUGGUCGUAAAUAUAGACAGCUAGCAAAAUCUGGAAAUGAUGAUUUAAGACAAGAUGCUGUGAUGGAACAAUUUUUUGGUCUGCUUAACACUUUCUUACAGAAUCAUCGGGAUACAUGGAAAAGAAGAUUGGGAGUACGUACAUAUAAGGUGGUUCCUUUUACUCCAAGUGCUGGUGUUCUUGAAUGGGUUGAUGGCACUCUUCCUCUUGGAGAAUAUCUUAUUGGAAGCACGAGAAAUGGAGGUGCCCAUGGUCGUUAUGGAAUGGGAGACUGGACAUUCAUGAAAUGCCGAGAGCACAUGUCAAAUGAAAAAGACAAGCGCAAAGCAUUUCAGCAAGUUUGUGGGAGUUUCAGGCCUGUCAUGCAUUACUUUUUCCUGGAGAGGUUCUUACAACCAGCUGACUGGUUUGAGAAAAGACUUGCUUACACACGAAGUGUUGCAGCUAGUUCAAUGGUAGGUUAUAUUGUUGGCCUUGGAGAUCGACAUUCAAUGAACAUCUUGAUUGAUCAAGCCACUGCAGAAGUUGUUCACAUAGAUCUUGGUGUUGCCUUUGAACAAGGCUUGAUGCUCAAGACACCAGAACGGGUUCCAUUCAGGCUGACUAGGGACAUUAUUGACGGCAUGGGUGUUACUGGAGUAGAAGGGGUUUUUAGAAGAUGUUGUGAGAAAACUCUGUCUGUUAUGCGGACAAAUAAAGAAGCUUUGCUGACCAUCAUUGAAGUUUUUAUCCAUGAUCCCUUGUAUAAAUGGGCCUUAUCCCCCUUGAAGGCUUUGCAGCGUCAGAAGGAGUCGGAUGAUGAUCUGGAGACAAGCUUGGAAGGCACAGAAGGUGAAUAUGAAGGAAACAAGGAUGCUGCACGUGCACUAAUGCGUGUCAAGCAAAAGCUAGAUGGAUAUGAAGGUGGUGAAAUGAGAAGUGUACAUGGGCAGGUACAACAACUUAUACAAGAUGCCAUCGAUCCUGAGCGAUUAUGUCUAAUGUUUCCUGGAUGGGGAGCAUGGCUGUGAUACAAUUAACAUAUACACUAACAGCAUCUAGUCAUCUUGUACAGGCGGCCAUAUUGUUUUCCCUGUAAAGUUAUGUUUUGAGUUAUGAGUGUUUAUAAUGUAUAUAUACCGACUCAUCUUGAAGGAUAAGUAGUACAGAAGAAUUGAUACUUUUGAAUAAUUCAAUCUAGAGUGACAAAAAGUUGUAGAGGAAGAAUGACAAGA